Messenger RNA from Oncorhynchus kisutch (coho salmon), 2308 nucleotides. Its product is annotated as actin-related protein 2/3 complex subunit 1A-A. The record is from RefSeq and is a predicted model, not a curated record. The transcript has 10 exons. Bases 289 to 1362 code for a protein of 357 amino acids. Gene Ontology annotation, biological process: Arp2/3 complex-mediated actin nucleation. Gene Ontology annotation, molecular function: actin filament binding. Gene Ontology annotation, cellular component: actin cytoskeleton; Arp2/3 protein complex. Lineage: Eukaryota; Metazoa; Chordata; Actinopteri; Salmoniformes; Salmonidae.
CACACCCUCGUCUCUCCUCCUUCUCUCUCUGUGUGUCUCUCAAUCUCGCUCUACUUCCUCUUCUUGUGUCCUCUCCAGUCCUGCGCUGCACUGCUUCAUUCGUGUCGACUGCCCAGAGUCCGCGAAUACAACCCUGCUACAACCACACACACAGAGACGUUGGUUUACAUCAUCUUAUCGUUCCUGUCCACUGGAGGAAGGAGAGUAGAGUUCCAACCAAUCCCUGACAAGAAGAAGACAUUCCGUUCCCAGCCACAUUCCAGAACCCUGUGGACCCCUUGUUGAAGCAUGUCUCUGUACAGCUUUGGGUUGGAGCCUCUCUCCUGUCAUGCCUGGAAUAAGGACAGGACACAGAUUGCUGUCAGCCCCAACAGCAGUGUGGCGAUCAUCUAUGAGAAGAAGGGGAACGAGUGGGCCAAGAUCCACGAGCUGACUGAGCACAGUGGACGAAUCACAGGCAUCGACUGGGCUCCGGAUUCGAACCGCAUCGUGACGUGUGCAUCGGACCGUAAUGCGUACGUGUGGACCCUGAAGGACAAGGUGUGGAAGCCCACUCUGGUGUUGGUGAGGAUCAACCGGGCUGCUACUUUCGUCAAGUGGUCCCCUCUGGAGAAUAAGUUUGCCCUGGGCAGCGGAGCUCGCCUCAUCUCUGUCUGCUACUUCGAGAAGGAGAACGACUGGUGGCUCAGUAAGCACAUAAAGAAGAGCAUCCGGUCCACGGUGAUGUGUCUGGACUGGCACCCCAACAACAUCCUGUUGGCUGCAGGAUCCUCUGACUUCCACUGCAGGAUCUUCUCUGCCUACAUCAAGGAAAUCGAGGACAAGCCAGGCCCGACAGCUUGGGGGGCUAAGAUGCCAUUUGGGGAGAUGCUGCUGGAGACCAAGGACUGUGGAGGUUGGGUACACAGUGUCUCCUUCUCCCCCAGCGGAGACCACCUGGCCUGGGUUGCUCACAACAGCAGCAUCAGUGUGGCCGACGCCACCCAGGGGAAAGAGGUGACUCAGCUGACAACGGACCGCCUCCCUCUACUGAGCGUGCUCUAUGUGAGCCCCACAGAGAUGGUUGCCGCGGGCCAUGACUGCUGUCCGUUUCAGUUCUCCUAUAAGGGCCCAGGCAGUCUGAAGUUUGUUAAGAAGCUGGACAUCCCCAAGCAGACCUCUAGGGGCAGCAUGUCCGCCAUGCAACACUUCCGCAAUCUGGAUAAGAAGGCUACUGACGACGACGAGAGCAACGAGCUGGGCUGCCUGCACCAGAACAGCAUCACUCAGCUGUGUAUCGUGUCAGGAACUAAGGCCCACGUGGACAAGUACAGCAGUGUGGGUCUGGACGGAGCUAUGGUCCUCUGGGACUUCAAGCACUGAGUUCAUGGAGGAUGCUAAGAGCCAUAGGCUGUGUCUUGCCAUCUGUGCGGUCAGCAUUACUCCAGAUGACCAUGGGACUCACCACUACCAGUUGUUAUUAACAUCUACAUUAAGCAGUUAGUCACACCAGGGUUGGGGUCAAUUCCAUUUCAAUUCCAGUCAAUUCGGAAAGUACACCAAAUUCCAAUUCCAUUUUUAAAAAAUUCCUCAUUGAAAAGCAUUGACUGGAAUUGAAAUGGAAUUGACCCCAACACAGAGUCACACCACUGUCAAGUGACCCAUUAUUUUACACAGAUAGAUGUGUUAUCAUGUGUAUUCAUUUUCAACUGGAACAGUAGACACUUCUGCAGCUUCAAGAUGUUUUACAAUAAAUCAUGUUGCUUUGUGCUGGGUUUCAAUCAAUCAAUCAAUAUUUUUGAAGUAAAAUAAACAUGCUUUCUACAGAUUCUGAUGGACUGAGUUUUCAUAUUGCACUGUGGUUCCUAUGUGAUAAAUGAACUCACACCCAAGUGGUACGUUUUGGUGUAUAUUUCUAAUAUUGUAGUAAGACAUAAUAUUAUAUAAAUCAUAACGUCCAUCCCUGGCUGAGUGCUACACUUCUGAGUUUUCAUAUUGUACCGUGGUUCUUAUGUGAUAAAUGAACUCACACCCAAGUGGUACAUGUAUAUUUCUAAUACUGUAAUAAAUCAUAACGUCCAUCCCUGGCUGAGUGCUACACUUCUGAGUUUUCAUAUUGUACCGUGGUUCUUAUGUGAUAAAUGAACUCACACCCAAGUGGUACAUGUAUAUUUCUAAUACUGUAAUAAAUCAUAACGUCCAUCCCUGGCUGAGUGCUACACUUCUGAGUUUUCAUAUUGUACCGUGGUUCUUAUGUGAUAAAUGAACUCACACCCAAGUGGUACAUGUAUAUUUCUAAUACUGUAAUAAAUCAUAACGUCCAUCCCUG